CCUCACCCACUACCCUCGGAUGGCUGUUUAUUUUCGCGUCCGUCAGCGACGCUGCGACGCUUCCGCACUAGCGAGCCGCUCGGCUUCGCGCGGAAGCGGACCGCUCCCAUGAGAGCGAAGGGAGCCGUAGAAUGUGCACAUUCGCCUCGGAGACGGUCACUUCGCAGAAGGCGAUUUACUUCCGAGCGACUACUAAUGCCUAACGGACUGAAUGUGCAAGUUUUUCUGGAACUGUGUUUCUGUAUAAUGUGAAAAAUUAAAAACAUAAAAUCCAGUGAAAAGUUCAAGUUUCGUGUGUUCCUCGGUGAAAUGCUUGCCGUGGACUAUAUUUAGGAAGAGCUGGUGAUCUCCAAGUUCAGCUGCAGCUGUCGAUGUGCAGCCUGGCCGCGUUGGCGCGCGGCUGCCGGCCCGCCGCCAAGCCGUGCUGUCUCUGCUGGUGCUGCUGCUGCUCCUGCUCCUGGGCUAAGUGGCUGGCGGCGCGCGGCUCGGAGGGCGGGCCCGGCAAGAAGCCGCGCGAGCCCGGCCCCGGGCCCAACGAGCCGCUGCUGGACGGCGACGCGCCACCUACGUUAGAGGAGAUUCAAAGUUGGGGCCAAUCUUUCGACCGUCUCAUGCGAAGCGCUGCUGGGCGCAAGGUGUUCCGCGACUUCCUGCGCGGCGAGUACUCGGAAGAGAACAUCAUGUUCUGGCUGGCGUGCGAGGAGCUCAAGCGCGAGACCGACCCCGACGCCGUCGAGGAGAAGGCGCGCUUCAUCUACGAGGACUACAUCUCCAUCCUCUCGCCUAAGGAGGUGUCUCUGGAUUCUCGCGUGCGCGAGACGGUGAACCGCAACAUGGUGGAGCCGACGCCGCACACGUUCGACGAGGCGCAGCUGCAGAUCUACACGCUCAUGCACCGCGACUCGUACCCGCGCUUCGUCAACUCGCCGCUGUACAAGGCGCUGGCGCGCAUGUCGGCCGGCUCGCCCAGCGGCGGCCCCGCGCCCGCUCCCCCGCCCGUCGCACCCGCGCCCCCGCCCGCCGAGACCAAGUGACGCCGGCCUCGCCUCGUGGACUAAUAUUAUGAACUGCACAUUUUGAUUAUCGUGUAUAUAGCUUCGAUAUACAUUAAACGGGUACUAAUUUUGUAUAUAGUUAGGCUAAGUUAAGGUGAGGCGCGCGCGGCCGCCGCCGCGGCAACUUCGCUGGUCCACCGCCGCCUGCGCCCCGCUGCCCCGAUCCCCGCCGCCCCCCCGGACCCGCUCUGCCCUCUCCCCGUUUCCCGCUCCUCCCGCUCCCCUCCUCGCCCUUGCCCCCGCAGUCCCUACGCGAACCCGAUGCCACGAUCGCGAGUCUAGUUUGAAGCAAUAAAGGUGGACCAAUUAAGUUUGCCAGUGAGUCAACGAAUAAAUCUGUUCAUGUA
Messenger RNA from Colias croceus (clouded yellow), 1402 nucleotides. It is a transcript of the gene Dhit, whose product is annotated as regulator of G-protein signaling 19. The transcript has 8 exons. Bases 372 to 1034 code for a protein of 220 amino acids. The record is from RefSeq and is a predicted model, not a curated record. Lineage: Eukaryota; Metazoa; Arthropoda; Insecta; Lepidoptera; Pieridae.